AUGAGCGUGUCGGCCAACAUCAGCACCUUGCAGUCCAUUUUCACUAACUGGGUUGGCUCAGCACACGGUGCUGGGGUGGACACGGCGUGUUAUCGAGAAACCCAUAUUGCAAAGGUGUGUCCUCUCGGUUUCGAGUACAAGCUCGGCACGUGUUGGGCCGAGUGUCCUCUAGAAUAUCCCGUCGAGUGCGGAAUGCAAUGCAUUCGACAAAACGAUGACUGCACGCUUGAAAUGCUGUCCAAGUUCUCUUCAGUAGCUCAGGCAGCGCUUUCGGUUGCCACUUUCGGGGCAUAUGAAGCAUUCUCAAAAAUGGCAAAAGGAGUCCAGACUGCGUUCCGAUGCGGUAAGGAGAUUGCCAACUUGGUCAAGGCCCUAUCGAAGUACGCGCGAACGGUUCUCGUUAGCGACCCGCAGACCACGACAGAAGAACUGACGACAAUACUUUACCAGACCGAUAAUGUGGUCUUCGACUUACCGAUCACUAUCAUGUCGUGUCUCGGGUUGAAAGUCUCGGCGGAACUCAAGUUUACGGAUCGCGUUACGAAUACUAUCGAGCUGUUCGUGAAAGAGGUUGUGACUCACCGAGAAGCCAUCACCUCCGGUUGGCAUAUAUUUACGAGUUUCAUGAAGAACAUUUCUCUGGAUGACGCUUUCGACAGUCUUGACGAAACGACCAUUACUUCACUGCAGUCAGCGUUGGCCUCCGAUUCGACUUGUGGAGACGACAUGAAGCACCUUACGGAUCGAGUGUGGAUGACCGUGGCGUAUCUACGCAAACAGAACCCAAGGGUCUCUGAAGACGAGAUCCGAGUGAUCUUAAGCAAGUCAAACCUCAUGCACCACGAGAUCCCUCUCGCUACGAAUAAUUGUAUGAAGCAAUUCAUUGAGGAAUCCGACGAGGCCACAGCAUACACCACGCGUGACACUUUACGCAAGACCUUCGGGGGCAUUGUUGACGACCUUAUUAGUUCCGGAACGAGCGAUAACGGCACAUAUCUCUCUGCAGAAGAAUACUCUUACACUAUCAGCAACAAGGUUCUGAUGCUCGCAGCAGUUUGGGAUCCGUCCAAUUUUAUUGGUGAAGUGGACGAUGGCUCUGCGUCUGAUGCGCUGGGUCUGCGAACAGUGGGCAAAGCCUUUAAUAACAGUGCUGGAACUUGGACCAAAAAGGGCGAUGGCUCCGUCACUGUCGUCUUUCAUAGCGAAGACACAGAAGAUGUGAAGGUGAACGUCAUGUCGGGUGGUAAUCAGAUCGACAAGGUUAAAGUUAAAGCGGGCACCAAUGUGACUUGGGUCUCCAAUACAACGGUGCUAGGAGGCAAGACGCUGUACUUGGAUCGAUGGCGCGAUGGAUUCUUGGGAAUUCCAGGCACAGGAGGUGGAUCUCUGUUACUUUGGAUCCCCCGAUCGGAUCAAGGUGGAAAGUUAAUGCUCACUUCAAAGCUCAACGUUAGUUAG
Molecule: messenger RNA, 1458 nt
Organism: Phytophthora infestans T30-4
Lineage: Eukaryota; Oomycota; Peronosporomycetes; Peronosporales; Peronosporaceae
Exons: 2
Coding region: 1-1458 (485 amino acids)
Source: RefSeq, a predicted model, not a curated record